Molecule: messenger RNA, 1011 nt
Organism: Hirundo rustica (Barn swallow)
Lineage: Eukaryota; Metazoa; Chordata; Aves; Passeriformes; Hirundinidae
Product: acrosin-like
Exons: 5
Coding region: 1-1011 (336 amino acids)
Biological process (GO): proteolysis
Molecular function (GO): serine-type endopeptidase activity
Source: RefSeq, a predicted model, not a curated record
AUGCUUUUGUUGUGCAUCCUCAUCCUGCUGGCCUGGUGCGGGCCUGCGCAUGGCACCUGUGGACAGACCUGUGGGCUCCGGCCCAUGGGUACUACCUUCAGCUCAUCACGUGUUGUGGGUGGCACAGAUGUCAUGCCAGGGUCUGGGGCCUGGGCUGGGAUUGCCAGUAUCCGCUGCGUCUGGAAACCACCAAUAUCUGUGCAUGUCUGUGGAGGAACCCUCGUCAGCGCCAAGUGGCUACUCACAGCUGCCCACUGCUUUAGCAACAUCACAAAUCCCAUCAGUGAGUGGGCCAUCGUGCUUGGGGCCACCUCAUUGGGCCAGUCAGGCCCUGAUGUGGAAGUGCGCCGGAUUAAGCGGCUGAUCAUUCACGAAAAAUAUGUUCCUGGACUUGAGUAUAACGACGUUGCCUUGCUGGAACUGGACCGGGCAGUCCGGUGCAGAUCCUCCAUUCAGACCGCCUGCCUACCUGGUCCUUCAGUGAAAGUGUCAGAGCUGAGAAACUGUUACGUUGCUGGCUGGGGUGACAGAAUUGUGAAAUCUUCAGGCAGAGACAUCCUGCAGCAGGCCAAGGUCCAAGUCGUGGAUAACCAGCUCUGUAACAGUAGCGAGUGGCUGCAUGGAUACAUCUACGACUUCCACGUGUGUGCUGGGCAGGGCGGUGUUGGCACCUGCCAGGGUGACAGCGGAGGACCUCUUGUCUGCCAAGAUAAACGUGCUGGCUUCUUCUGGCAAAUUGGUGUGACCAGCUGGGGAGUAGGCUGUGCUAGACCUAAACGGCCUGCAGUCUCCAGCUCCACUCAGUACUACUACAACUGGAUCCGGACUACGAUGGGAAUAAGACCAGUACCAGCAGUUACUCCAGCACCAGCGCCAGCCUACACCUCAACCCCGCUGCAGACACUACCUCCAAGACCAACACAACCCUGUCCAUUUCCACGUGAAAAGCUGCUGCAAUUCUUUAAUCUGCUGAAGGACAUCUUGCAGUACCUAAAGGGAAAAAUAUCUUGA